Molecule: messenger RNA, 1640 nt
Organism: Jaculus jaculus (lesser Egyptian jerboa)
Lineage: Eukaryota; Metazoa; Chordata; Mammalia; Rodentia; Dipodidae
Gene: Pou3f4
Product: POU class 3 homeobox 4
Exons: 1
Coding region: 181-1266 (361 amino acids)
Biological process (GO): brain development; regulation of transcription by RNA polymerase II
Cellular component (GO): nucleus
Molecular function (GO): RNA polymerase II cis-regulatory region sequence-specific DNA binding; DNA-binding transcription factor activity, RNA polymerase II-specific
Source: RefSeq, a predicted model, not a curated record
UCGGCCUCCCGCACCACCAUUGGCUGUGUUCUCGCCUGGCCAGGCCAAGUCGCACUGCGAUUGGCCUUGGCGGAUGCCGGUAACCCGUGCUAGCGGCUUUGGUUCCCCCGCACCGUAGAUGUCAAAGGCUGAAGCUGCUCCCUUUGCCACAUUAUAACUAGUAGAGGAUCCUCACCGACCAUGGCCACAGCUGCCUCGAAUCCCUACAGCAUUCUCAGUUCCAGCUCCCUUGUCCAUGCGGACUCUGCGGGCAUGCAGCAAGGGAGUCCUUUCCGCAAUCCUCAGAAACUUCUCCAAAGUGACUACUUGCAGGGAGUUCCCAGCAAUGGGCAUCCCCUCGGGCAUCACUGGGUGACCAGUCUGAGCGACGGUGGCCCGUGGUCCUCCACAUUAGCCACCAGCCCCCUCGACCAGCAGGACGUGAAGCCCGGGCGCGAAGAUCUGCAACUGGGCGCUAUCAUCCAUCACCGCUCGCCACACGUAGCUCACCACUCACCGCACACUAACCACCCGAACGCCUGGGGAGCGAGCCCGGCUCCAAACCCGUCCAUCACGUCCAGCGGUCAGCCCCUCAACGUGUACUCCCAGCCAGGCUUCACCGUGAGUGGAAUGCUGGAGCACGGCGGACUCACCCCACCGCCUGCCGCUGCCUCCACACAGAGCCUGCACCCGGUGCUCCGGGAGCCUCCAGACCACGGUGAGCUGGGCUCGCACCACUGCCAGGACCACUCGGAUGAGGAGACACCAACCUCCGAUGAGUUGGAACAGUUCGCCAAACAAUUCAAACAAAGAAGAAUCAAGUUGGGUUUCACGCAGGCCGACGUGGGGCUGGCAUUGGGCACAUUGUAUGGCAACGUGUUCUCGCAGACUACCAUCUGCAGGUUCGAGGCCUUGCAACUGAGCUUCAAGAACAUGUGCAAGCUGAAGCCCUUGCUGAACAAGUGGCUGGAGGAAGCGGAUUCGUCCACAGGGAGCCCGACCAGCAUUGACAAGAUCGCCGCUCAAGGCCGCAAGCGCAAGAAGAGAACCUCCAUCGAGGUGAGUGUCAAGGGCGUACUGGAAACGCAUUUCCUCAAGUGUCCAAAGCCUGCAGCGCAGGAGAUCUCCUCGCUGGCAGACAGCCUCCAGUUGGAGAAAGAAGUGGUGCGUGUCUGGUUCUGUAAUCGAAGACAAAAAGAGAAAAGAAUGACUCCACCAGGGGAUCAACAGCCACAUGAGGUUUAUUCGCACACGGUGAAAACAGACACGUCGUGCCAUGAUCUCUGACUGGAGAAAGCAAGGAAGUGGCCGGCUGCACUGGGAGCAGUGCGGAUUUUGUUCUCAUUCCCUUUCUUUCAUCAUUGCAUUCUUUAUUAGUGCUAUCUCUCCAGCUUGCCCGUCUUUCUUUCUUUCUUUCUUUCUUUCUUUCUUUCUUUCUUUUUUUCUCUCUUUCUUUUUCUUUUAUCCCCCCCCCCUCACACACGUAGGGGUCUCUAACUUAUGCUAAGAAAAGAAAUACAUUCAGGCUUUUAAACUCUGAUUCAUAAUUGUAUUAAACAGUCCAGGUGAGGACUUCACAAUCCCUGCCGCAGGGACAAUUCCUCUCCAAUGUUUUCUGCUGGUCAAUACAUAUUGUUUACUCUGAGUACGGUUUGUUUGGU